Molecule: messenger RNA, 2564 nt
Organism: Zingiber officinale
Lineage: Eukaryota; Viridiplantae; Streptophyta; Magnoliopsida; Zingiberales; Zingiberaceae
Product: putative pentatricopeptide repeat-containing protein At1g31840
Exons: 1
Coding region: 17-2461 (814 amino acids)
Molecular function (GO): protein binding
Source: RefSeq, a predicted model, not a curated record
UCCAGUGACCGUCCACAUGUCCAUGGUCGCAUCUCACUCUCCUCCGCCGCGUUGGCUCCUGCUCCGUCGCUUUUCCCCCCUUCGCCGCUUCUCCUCCGACCACCCCACCGCCGUCGCCUCCGCAUUCCUCCGCCAGAUCGCCGCCGCCUUCUACCGCCGCCGCGACCGCGACCCCGACCCCGGCCUCCUCCCCGUCUCCGCCGCCCUACGCACCACCCACGUUGAAUCCUUGCUCCACCUACUCCGCACCGACCCGCCCUCUGCUGUCCGCUUCUUCCGAUGGUCCGAGCGACAUCUACGCGCACCCCCUACCCUCCUCUCCCUCUCCAUCGCCGCCAUCUCCUCGCUACGCUGCCGCAUGUUCAGCGAAGCAGACAGUAUCGUCAACUGCAUGGUGCGGGAGUUCGACCUAAAGGAUGUUCUCUCUGUGUUCCCUGCACCUCCUCACCCGGAAGCUGGAAUGGCCUGUACAUGUUUGAUGAAAUGCUACAGUCGUGCUGGGAUGAUCGACCGAUCUUUCCAGGUUUUUUUGUGGGCUCGCAGGGUGGGCAUAUCACUUUCUUGGGUCGUUGUCUCAGAGGUCUUGAAUUCCUUAAUCAGUAUGGGUAAUAUGGAUGUGUUACUGAGCCAGGAAAGUUCAGACCUUUAUAGCACUGUGAUGAGUACUCUUCUGAAGAAAAGAUGCACUGAACAGAUCAUCUCGUACCAUUGGAACUUGGCGAAGAAAGGGUUUGUACCCCCCGUUCAUGAAUUGACCAAAUUUCUGAAUACUCUGUGCAAAGAGAAUCAGAUUGGCACGGCAUUUGAUCUGUUUUACUUGACUUUAGAAGUUGGUCCAAAGCCGAGCGUGGUGACUUAUAGCACUUUGAUUCAUGCUUGCUGUAAAGAGGGCAGGUUGGAUGAUGCCAUUGAGGUUUAUGAGCUGAUGGGAGAGAGGGGCAUAAAAUCUGAUUUGGUUGUGUAUAGUAUCUUGAUCCAUGCGUUCUGCAAGCAAGGAAGAACAGAGGAGGGGAAUAGUCUGUUUCACAAGGCCUUGACUAGUGGGAUUAAACCUGACGCCGUGGUCUAUAGUUCACUUAUCAAUGGCUAUGUUAGGCUUCGGGAGGUGCAGAAAGCAUUUGAGUUCUAUAAUAGGAUGGUUGAUGAUGGUGUAGCGGCAACAGCUAUUACAUAUGGCAUUCUGAUCCAUGGACUGUGUCAGGAUGAUAGAGUUGAUGAGGCUUAUGGGGUCCUAUCUUUGAUGGUGAAGCAGUUGCUUGAGCCAAAUGUUAUGACAUUUAGUGGCCUCAUAGAUGGUCUCUGCAAUAGUGGAAACUUGAGAGAAGCAUUUGCACUAUAUAACAAGGUGAUACAUUCGAAUUGCAAACCCGAUAUGAUACUUCAGAAUUUGCUUAUAAAGGGUCUCUGUCGGUGGGGCAAGAUUGAUGAUGCACUUAGAUUAUUUUUCAAGUUUGGCUUGGUAACUAACCUUGUUACGUAUAAUAUAUUAAUAGAUGGAUCUUGUUCAGUCAGCAGAUUCAAAGAUGCAGUUAGAUUAUACAGAUUAUUGAUAUUGAAUAAUGUUGAAGCUGACAUAGUUACUUUUACGGUGCUUAUCAAAGGAAUGGCAAGUGGUGGAAGGUUACAUGAUGCUGUAAAUUUAUUCUUUCAAAUCUUAAAAAGGGGCUUUGCACCGGAUGCAUUGAUGUAUUGCAGCUUGAUUGAUGGUUUCUGCAAGCUUGGUUAUCAACUUGCUGGCUUUAAAGUGUUUGACAUGAUGCAGAGAAAUGGUGUUCAGCCUGAUAUUUUUAUUUAUAAUGUUCUCAUCAAUUCUCUUUUCAAGGAGGGUCAAGUGGAUGAGGCACUGAAAUUGAUCACCCAGCUAAUAAAAGAGGGCUUCAAGCCUGAUGCUGUUACUUGUAAUACAAUAAUUUGUGGCUUAUGCUAUCUAGGAAAACUGGAUGAAGCUGUUGAAUUAUUUGGAAGAUGGAUUGGUAGAGUAUUUAAGCCAAAUACUAUAACCUAUACGAUUUUGAUUCAUUCAUAUUGCAAGGAAGGGAGAAUGGAGGAGGCACAACAAUUGUUCAGUAAGAUGGUUGAUCAUGGUGCGUGGCCUAAUGUGGUGACCUAUAGCUGUCUGGCAGAUGGCUAUUUCAAAGCUGAAAGAAUGGAGAAUGCCAUGGAGCUACAUGAAUCUAUGUUGGAACAUCGAAUCCUCCCAAACAUUAUUAGUUACAGUGUCCUGAUAGAUGGACUUUGCAAGAAAGAUUGCAUAGAGGAAGCAUGGUUGGCUUUUCAAUGUGCUACUAGCAGAGGUUUGUUGCCCGAUGUUGUGGCAUACACCAUUUUGAUCACUAAAUUAUGUGAAAUUGAAAGAUUAGUCGAAGCCAAGAUGUUCUAUGGUAGAAUGAUUCAAAAUGGUGUCAAACCAGACAAUUUUUUGUAUAGUAAACUUUUGCAUUGCUUAAAAGGAUAUGCUUGAACAACAAUUGAUGACCCUCAGUGAUUUACAGAGAGAUUAGAAAUUCCUUUACCUAUGUAUAAGGAGCAUUGUGUUGAAUUUCAAUUUUUCAUGGCUUUUUUUA